AUUUUCAAUAAUCUUAAAAAUUCAAGGGCAUAAUUUAAUACAUGUGAGACAAAAAUACUAAUUAGCCUAUUUCAAAAUGGUCGAUUCGAAAUAAUAUGUGCUGAGCUAGUCUGACACACAUAUUUACAACACAUAUCUAUGAUUAAGUUUGUUUAAUGUCUUAAACAAAAAAGAAAUGUUUGUUUAGUGUAUAAAAAUGUAAAUGAUCUUUUUGGGUUGUUAUUGUUAAACGGGCCUUAAAUGGGCCUUCGUCUGACCUAUGUCCAGCCCAACCAUCACUUCUCCUCCUUCUCCGCAUACUGUUCGUCCUCCGCUACCGCCAUUGAUUUCAGGGGAUGGUAGAUUCCUGAUUCUCGAAUCUCCACUCACAAAGCUCUAAUUUUUCAAGCGACACAGCGGUCUAUCUCAAAAACCCAGAAAACACCAUUUCCAUUUCUUCAUUCUGUUGAAAAUGGGUGACAACAAAAGAAAACGUGGUCGAAAACCCAAAUCUCCAGCAAACGAUACCACUACUACCUUGGAUUUUCAGUACAACAAUCAAACCACAUCUACCACCUCUUCUGCUGCCGUAAAUGACGUUGUUUCAGUUCCUACUUCCGAAACCUCCGAUCUCGGCGGUACCCAAGCAUCGCGCCGUUCCCGUGGCCGACCAAGAAAGGGAGAAGAACAGGUCGAGAAGGAGAAACAAAGGUCGAGACACGUGGAGCAAAACGGCGAGGGAGCACACUCCAUGGCCGUGGUGGCGGUGCCGUCGCUAACGGUACCGAAGUGGGAAAAUGUUGUUAGGGUUGUUCCGUCGAUGGACGCGGUGGUGAAGGUGUUCUGCGUACACACGGAGCCGAAUUUCUCGUUGCCAUGGCAGAGGAAGAGACAGUACAGCUCGAGUAGUAGUGGGUUCAUCAUUGGGGGAAGAAGGGUUUUGACCAAUGCUCAUUCUGUGGAGCAUCAUACUCAGGUUAAGCUCAAGAAACGUGGGUCUGAUACCAAGUACUUGGCCACUGUGCUAGCUAUUGGGACCGAAUGUGAUAUUGCAAUGCUGUCUGUGAGUGAUGAUGAGUUUUGGGAAGGUGUUUCACCAUUGGAGUUUGGAGAUCUCCCCGCGCUUCAAGAUGCUGUGACAGUUGUGGGUUAUCCUAUUGGGGGUGAUACAAUCUCUGUGACAAGUGGAGUUGUAUCACGUAUGGAGAUAUUAUCUUAUGCUCAUGGAUCGACUGAGCUUUUGGGGUUGCAGAUAGAUGCUGCUAUCAACUCUGGAAACUCGGGGGGGCCUGCAUUCAAUGACAAGGGAAACUGUGUCGGUAUUGCAUUUCAGUCACUAAAACAUGAAGAUGUAGAGAAUAUAGGCUAUGUCAUACCAACAACCGUCAUUACACACUUUAUUAAAGAUUACGAGAGGAAUGGUGCAUAUACAGGGUUUCCGAUUCUUGGAGUUGAGUGGCAGAAGAUGGAAAAUCCUGAUCUUCGCUCGUCGAUUGGCAUGGGACCUGAUCAGAAGGGUGUCCGUAUUAGAAGAAUCGAGCCUACAGCUCCAGAAUCUAAUGUUCUGAAGCCUUCUGAUGUAAUUCUUAGUUUUGAUGGGGUUGAUAUCGCUAAUGAUGGAACAGUUCCAUUCAGACAUGGUGAGCGCAUAGGUUUCAGUUACUUGGUCUCUCAAAAAUACACCGGUGAUAGUGCUUUGGUGAAAGUUCUUCGUAACAAAAAGAUACUAGAAUUCAACAUAAGGCUUGCAACUCACAAGCGACUCAUCCCUGCUCACAUUAAGGGCAAACCUCCUCCUUACUACAUUAUCGCUGGAUUUGUAUUCAGUGCUGUCUCAGUUCCAUAUCUGCGUUCUGAGUAUGGAAAAGAAUAUGAAUUUGAUGCUCCAGUGAAACUAUUGGACAAGCAUUUACAUGCUAUGGCACAGUCUAUUGACGAACAAGUUGUUGUUGUUUCUCAGGUUCUUGUAGCAGACAUUAAUAUUGGAUACGAAGACAUUGUUAAUACACAGAUUCUUAAGUUCAAUGGUAAGCCUGUUCGAAAUCUUAAGACGUUAGCCAACAUGGUGGAGAGCUGUAAAGAUGAAUACCUGAAGUUUGAGCUAGAAUAUGACCAGAUAGUUGUUCUGCAAACGAAAACAGCGAGGGAAGCAACUCUAGACAUUCUUGCAACACAUUGCAUACCUUCGGCUAUGUCAGACGAUCUCAAGAAAUGAGAGAAAGUUGAACUCUUUUGCCAUCUGUUUCGGUUCUUUGCAUGCUGCAGCAGCUACCCCACACGAUUCUCUGAUGCUUGCCAAAAUUACUUUUUGCUCCUAGAGAGAGAGAUAGACAGAAUAGAGUUAAGAGGCUGUCGUUGCAUGUAGCGCUUCGAUACAAAUUUGGGCAAGAUGAUAGGGGUUUUUUUUUCUUGCAUGGUUUUUUGUAAAAAACCAUAUAGGCAUUUUUACCCAUGUUGAAGGGAGAAGAGGGAUACAUAACAUUUGUUUUCAUACGUGAUAUAUUUUUACUAUUACUUCUACAUGAAUGAGCUUUUAGUUUUGAGAUUCAGACAGAACAAAUUGAUUUUAUGUAAUAUCAUCGUACCAAAAUGUUUACUAGUGAGUAGUCAAUGAAAUUACAAUGCUUGAUGUCCUAAUUAGAAA
Cannabis sativa is the source of this 2623-nucleotide messenger RNA. RefSeq names its product protease Do-like 9. Gene Ontology annotation, molecular function: protein binding; serine-type endopeptidase activity. Gene Ontology annotation, biological process: proteolysis. Lineage: Eukaryota; Viridiplantae; Streptophyta; Magnoliopsida; Rosales; Cannabaceae. Bases 452 to 2194 code for a protein of 580 amino acids. The record is from RefSeq and is a predicted model, not a curated record. The transcript has 10 exons.